Molecule: messenger RNA, 1421 nt
Organism: Benincasa hispida (wax gourd)
Lineage: Eukaryota; Viridiplantae; Streptophyta; Magnoliopsida; Cucurbitales; Cucurbitaceae
Product: S-adenosyl-L-methionine-dependent methyltransferases superfamily protein
Molecular function (GO): S-adenosylmethionine-dependent methyltransferase activity
Source: RefSeq, a predicted model, not a curated record
GCGAGUGAGAAUUUUUCAUCUCCAAAAUUCCCAGUCUUUGGCCUUUUCUUCAAACCAUUUUGUUCUUUAAAGCAAAACCCAUCUGACAAAACCGCGUCAAUUUUCCCUUUGUUUUCAAUUAUUUAUUCAUCGUUUUUCCGGAUUCUGAUUUUCAUUUGAAGAACCCAUUUCAAAUGGUGCUCUUGAAAUGUUCCAUUCCCAUGGAUCUGAUCUGAGAUAUUCAAAUUCAGAGGAUUCUGAAAUGGGGUUCUUGAAUCAAGAUCUCUGAAUCCUGUUUUGGGUUGAUUUUUGUGGGUUUUAGGGUUUGAGAUUGAAAUUGAAAUUCCUCAGUUGGGUCGGAAAAAAUGGGUAAAACGAUGAACAGUUCCGGUAGAGAUUGGACUCAGAUCUAUGCGAUCUAUGGAGUGGAUCAAUGGCAGACCAUAGUGUUUCUUCUUCUUCAUGCUCUGUUUUUUACUGCUCUUUCCAUUUUUUACCUUUCUUACUUCGAAUCCAUCUGUUCUUUUUUCGAGCUUCUCUUCUCCGGUGGCUCCGCCCGUUUCGCCGCCGGCUUCACCGGUUGCGUCACUGCUAUCUCCGCCUUCUGCCUCUUCUUCGCCGCCGCUAACAUCUUCUACUCCUCUCUCCCUCUCCACUAUGAAAUGGCUCUCCGGAUGGUCAACGCUGUCUCCGAUUGGUCAACAGUCAAGCACGCCCUCGACCUCGGCUGCGGGCGCGGCAUUCUACUCAACGCCGUUGCCACUCAGCUCAAGAAGGAAGGAAGCUCGGGUCGGGUUGUGGGGUUAGAUCGGAGUAAGCGAACGACGCUCUCGACGCUUCGAACGGCAAAGAUGGAGGGCGUCGGAGAAUACGUCACGUGCCGAGAAGGUGAUGUUAGACGGCUGCCUUUCGGGGACAAUUACUUCGACGUGGUGGUUUCCGGCGUGUUUGUGCACACGGUUGGGAAGGAGCACGGGCCACGCACGGCGGAGGCGGCGGCGGAGCGGAUACGGGUGGUCGGAGAAUUGGUGAGAGUGUUGAAGCCGGGUGGGACCGGGGUCGUGUGGGACCUACUGCACGUGCCGGAGUAUGUGCGGAGGUUGCAAGAAUUGAAGAUGGAAGACAUUAGAGUCUCUGAGGGUGUAACGGCUUUCAUGGUCAGCAGCCACAUCGUAUCGUUUACCAAGCCACGUCAUCACUUUGUGGGGUCUGGAGAGGUCCGAUUGGACUGGAGAUGCUGAUCUGGCAUUACUCAUUGCCCCGUCAGCUUUUUUAAGUAGAGAGAGAGAAAAAAAACCCCUAAUUUUAAUUAUACAUAAGAUUAUGCUUAAGAAAAGUAAUUAAUAGAGAUGUGAUGGUAAUCUGGGUAGGCGAAGCAGACCCAGAAGGUUCAAUGGAAAUAUAUAUACAUUGAAAUAAAAUACAAUUAUGCUUGUUGGUUU